This is a messenger RNA of Erythranthe guttata (spotted monkey flower), 770 nucleotides long. Lineage: Eukaryota; Viridiplantae; Streptophyta; Magnoliopsida; Lamiales; Phrymaceae. The record is from RefSeq and is a predicted model, not a curated record.
GGCCCAAUUGUGGGUACAAAUAAAAAUAAAAUGUCAUUUUAUAUAUUUAUGGACUGAAUGUGUGAAUCAUCUAUAAUAUGGGCACAAAAUGUUAAUUACCCAUAUUUGAAUGACUAAUAUGUAAAAGAAAAAAAGUAAAGCACAGAGGCGUCAAUGUUUUUCCAGCAAUUAUACCCCAUCUUCAAAUUCUCCGAUUCUUCCUUCUCCCGCUCACUGUAAAUCCAUCACCUCCGCUUUGUUCAAAUCUCUUUCGACUACUGAAGGAAAAAUUAAAUAAAAUCCAACUGAAAGUAAUUUGUCCAGAUCUCCCUGAAUUCCGUUAAUUUUGUUAUAAAAAAAAAAUCAGCAAAAAUCGAAACCCUAUAAACCCUCGUAGUCGCGCAUUAUUGAAUCUUCAUCGUAAGAGUAUACAAUGGGAGAGAAAUCGCGAAAAUUGGAUAUGGAAGAGCUGAUGAAUUACAGCAAUAAUCUGAUAGAAGUUCUGAAAGAGGAGAAGGAUGCAAUUGGUCUCGAUCAUUUUCUGCGCCAUACCGAAGCAUCUCAGUCGCAAUGGGCGAAACACCACCACGAAGUUGCGAGCUCCAUUGAAGACUAUAAAAGGAAGAUUAAUGCAUCAAAGCAAGAAGCGGCAGCUGCAGAAUCUGACACCGUACCAGAUGCUGAGUUAGAUUUGUUGCAGAAAGUAUUGGAUGAGGAACAUCAAUUAGAACGGAAGCAUAGGGAGGAUCUUAGAUAAGUAUUAUGGUUUGUUUUCAGCCAUUUAUCUUCCG